CAGAGGAAGUCUGCACAACGAAUAUGGCUGAACUUUAUUAGCUCUACAUCACAACAAUUGCCGUCUGAUGAAGAGUUAAAGUCAAGUCUCCACUAUUAUUAACUGCAUAGCCUCUAUCUCAAUUGAUCGCAGAUUAAUCUAAUUAUUCUGUUACUGCUAUUGAGAGCUGCUAAUGGCUAUAUGAGUUUUGAUGGCUGGAAAAAAGAUUGACAUCAACACUGCAACAAUAAGUGAUCUAGAGAACCUGUCUGGUGUAGGACAGCACAGAGCUGAGGCUAUAAUUAGACACAGGAGGGAAAGUGGUGGGUUCCACAGUGUUGUCGAACUAUCACUAGUGCCUGGAAUAAGUCCCGCCAUCAUUGAGCAGAAUAAAGGCCGCAUCAUCUGCCGGAGGCCUUCUCCAGCCAAAAAGAGAAAUGGGCAGAUAAAGAAUCAGAGGCGAACAACUCGCAAGCAUGGAUCCACCCAAGAGGCCUUAGACAUCUGUAUAACUGAGCCAUCAGGAAGUGGUCCCGACUGUGUUCACUCGUCCCCCCCACCCUGCCACUUCACCCGCUCCCAGAGCGCCGCCCUCCGCCUGGGUCAAGGCUGCUCCUCGUCUGAGACCCCGCCAGCAGAGAGCUCCUCCACCAGCUUCAUUGUCACCCGGAGUGGUGGGGGUGGGGGGAAACCUGCUCUCAACAACAGGGCCCACGAAGAGGACAGCGGUAAUGAUGGGGAUGAUGAAAGAGAUGAUAGAAUAGCCGCCGCCGCAGCCGUGGAGGAGGAUGCUAAUAUACAAAAUAUAAACAUUGAAAAUGGUCAUGAGGAGAACGGUGUCUUGGAUAAUGAAGGAGUGUCAGAUAAUGAAAGCGAGCAGGAUGAUGAUGAGAGUGUGCUGAGUCAUCCUCUGGAGGGAUUUGAUGAUGACUGUGAUAAUGAGGACAAUAAUUACGAGGAGGGGGAGGAAAAUGGUGAGGUUGAAGAUGAGGUGGAGGAAGAAGGGCAUCAUAGACAUUCUGUCAGCUUCAACCUGAGGCCACGGUCAAGCUGUUGUAACUCAAAUAAAGAUGAGAAGGGAGAUUCUAAGUCUCCAUUGAAAAGAAAAUCUGAGGCAGAAGAUGAUACUGACAUGUCACCAGGAAAAAAGCUCAGAACUGCCAUGGUUAGUUGUCAUAUAUGUGGCCAAAGCCUUGCUAAAGUUCCACGAUGGAGGUUGGCACAAAUGCCUAGAGGAAAAAUUCCAUCAAAAGAGAAUCCUCCUCCAAAGAUGGACGACUGGUUAAGAACAUUUCAGGCCUGGGGUAAUGCAGAGCGGAUGAUGGCGGUGGAUGAGCUGAUAAAUCUCUGUGAUCCAACCCAAGUCAGGCACAUUAUGCAGGUCAUUGAACCACAGUUCCAGAGGGAUUUCAUUUCACUAUUGCCUAAAGAGCUUGCCUUAUAUGUGUUAUCAUUUCUGGAGCCAAAAGAUCUGCUACGGGCUGCUCAGACUUGCAGGUACUGGAGAGUCCUUGCUGAGGAUAAUCUCCUUUGGAGGGAAAAAUGUAGAGAGGAGGGUAUAGAUGAGGAGACGGUGUAUGGUUCUCGCAUGAGGCGGCGUCAUUCAGCUCGCAGUCCUUACAAGUCGCUGUUCAUGCGACAGUCUCAGAUAGAACACAACUGGAGGACAGGGGUUAAUCGCCCUCCUAAGGUUUUAAAAGGCCAUGAUGACCAUGUCAUCACAUGCUUGGAGUUUUGUGGGAAUAGAGUGGUCAGUGGCUCUGACGACAAUACAUUGAAAGUUUGGUCUGUUACUUCAGGAAAGUGUUUGCGUACACUAAUUGGUCACACAGGAGGAGUCUGGUCAUCUCAAAUGUCAGGCACAGUUGUAAUUAGCGGGUCAACUGACCGCACGCUCAAGGUGUGGAAUGCAGAGACUGGACAGUGCAGGCACACCCUCUAUGGUCAUUCGUCUACAGUGAGGUGCAUGUCUCUCCAUGACAACCAGGUGGUCAGCGGCUCAAGGGACGCAACACUGAGAGUCUGGGACAUUGACACGGGGGUCUGCAAGCACAUUCUCAUGGGGCACGUAGCAGCUGUUAGGUGUGUUCAGUUUGAUGGUAAACGUGUUGUCAGUGGUGCGUACGACUACACAGUUCGAGUGUGGGAUCCUGAAACAGAGACCUGUCUACACACACUACAAGGGCAUUCCAAUAGAGUUUAUUCUUUACAGUUUGAUGGUGUUCAUGUGGUCAGUGGUUCGCUGGACACAUCUAUCAGAGUGUGGGAUGUUGAGUCUGGCAACUGUCUCCACACCUUGAUUGGUCAUCAGUCACUGACCAGUGGGCUGGAGUUAAAAAACAAUAUACUUGUCUCGGGCAACGCAGACUCAACAGUCAAAGUUUGGGAUAUAACAACUGGACAGUGUCUACAGACCCUACAAGGGCCAAAUAAGCACCAAAGUGCAGUGACUUGUCUGCAGUUUAGUAAAAAGUUUGUAAUAACUUCCUCUGAUGAUGGCACUGUUAAAAUAUGGGACCUCAAAACUGGAGAGUUCCUCCGUAACCUAGUGACUCUUGGAAGUGGUGGGAGUGGGGGUGUUGUAUGGAGGCUGAGGUGUUCUAACACUCGUCUAGUUUGUGCCGUGGGCAGUAGGAACGGGACAGAGGAGACAAAGCUUAUGGUCCUAGACUUUGAUGUGGAGGACAAGGACAGGAAAUAUUAUGGUGAUCAGCAGUUGGAGAGGAGACAUUCUUCUGGACCACAAUAGAUUGGUGGUUGAUGAUAAAAGACAUGUGAAACCAUAAACCCACAACUUACAUUUUACAAUCAGCUUGUGAGAUCAAUCUCAGCUAAAUUUUGCGUCAAUAUAAAUGGCCACAGAAUUUGACUUGAAAGGUUUUUAUUGAGAAUAGAACAUUUCCAACAAGUUUUAAGGGAUUAAGGUUGUUUUCUUUAAUUUCCAUGUUAUAAAGAUAUUUCCUUUGCUGCAAAUUUUCUAGCAAGUUAGUAUUACAUAUAUUGUUUCAAUUAUAUUCUUUAUUUUUAUUAACAAAUUUUAAAUUAUUUUCACUAAAACCAUGCUUGUAUAUUUUUCUACAGAAACUAUAUUUAGGUAAAGCUAUCAAUAGGUUCUAACAUCAAGCGCAAUCUUUUACUAAAUACAUACAUGACAUAUCAAAAACCUUUUUGGUUUGAAUUCCCCCUUGCUUGAGAGACAAAGUUUAGUUUUUAAAAAUAUUGUUUAAACUUUAGAACAAAUAUUAAUAUGAAUAGUUGACAAAUAGCUUAUAAAUAAAAUAAAUCCGUAACUAAUAUAAUAAAUAAAUUAGCUUUGUUACACGAGUAUACAGAGAAUUCAUAUUAGCCCUCGCAAGUUUUAAAGUUUUUUCAAGUUUGGUGUCAGUCGUUAAAAUAGAAACUUGCCCAAGUAUUGAAUAAACAGAAACAGAUUUUUCAAUAAUUACUUUCUCUGAAGAAGCCAUUGUUUCUGCUCAACAGUUCCACCUUGAAUGUGACGUAAGCUCACUUGCUGUUAUUACUCUAUUGUAACUCUUGUCUAUAUUGUACAUUGUAUGCCCGAGGUCAGAGUUCACUGUGUGCUUGUGUUCCUGCUACCACCAUCCUGAUUGUGGUGGACUAUGUUGAGAUAAGCACCACAUUGAAGUUAACUCCAUGUUGUUUCAUAUUUCCCAUCAAUCAAACAUUAUUACUUAUAUGUGUAUAAAAUUUUAUUUCUAUUAUGUUGAACAGAUUUUAAUUGUUAUAAAGGAUAUACUUAUUUUAAUAAUCCUUUUUUUUAAAUAGUCUAUGUUCUAAACUAUAAUUAAAAAAAAGAAAAAAGGAUCCUAUUUUGCAAAAAAUCUGUAACUAAUUACGAAUUUUCAAAGUAUUAGUUUGUUGGAAAUGUUUAAAAAAUAGUUGGGUUCUUUUACUUGUGAUAUAAUAAAGUUUUAUUUGAUGUGGUUAAAAAUAGCUAGCUAGCUGUAAAAUGGUUUAGAUGAAUUGAUGGUGGUAUUGGGGGUGGUUUUACAUUGGCUGCAAUAGAAUAAACUGUACCAUUGGCUUGGGAGAGUAGUAAGAUUUUAGCAAGGGCAAAUUAGAUAUUGUUUUAUAAAAUGGGUACGUUCAAAAUGGCUGGUGUAAAAUGUAUCAACUUAAUACCAUAGGCUGGGGAGAGUUGUAAGGUUUAAGCAAGGGUUGAUUAGAUAGACAUUAACCCAUCUAGUAUCUCAGAUUCCUAGUCAUGUUUGAAGCACUAGAGUAUAUAGGAGUCAGUAUAUUCUUUGUAUAUUACAAAGAACAUUGUCUAAUGCAUGUUGUUUUCCCAGAUGAUAUUUUAUGUUACAUUUAUUAAUCACUUGAACUCUUGUUUAUAUAUAUAUGUAAAAACAAAAACAGCUACCAAACACUGUUCCUUAAAUUGGUAUAUGGUAAUGGUCUACUUAAAACUUUGAUUUCAUCUAAUUGCUGAUGAAAUACUAUUUUUAUGGAUGUGUAUAUCUGAGGCAGUAUGAUCAUUUUUUUUUAAACAAUGUGAUAAUCAGUGUUCUUUGUACAUUAAAAAAAUCUAUAUAUGCAUUCAAUAGUAUACAAUAUUCACUAUUUAGAAUAACAAAAUUGUGUAUGGUCUGAAUAUAUAGUCAUAUAGUCACCUGGUAAAGUUUAAGAAUUGGGAUAACAUAUUUUAUUUGGUUUUUAAAUUGUUUAAACAGAUAUAAAGAGGGUCAAGAUUGUUUUUUUUAUUAUUAUUAAAAGCUAAUAUAAUUCUAAAUUUUUUUAUUUUUAUUAGGAUGACAUUUUUACUAACUUACUUAGCCCUGCUUCCAAGAUAUUGUAUUUCAAUUGUCAUUGUUUGGGUUUCCUUUAAAAGAUUUAGGUAUUUUUAUCCAGACUGUUAGUUCUAUUUUAGAUUUAACUACAUCACUCUAAAUUCCCAAGCAUAGUUUAAACUUUACUUUUUAUAAAUUUGUAAAAAAAUUUCAUUAAAAAUUAUUUUUGAAACUAUUAAUCAUUACAAUAGUUUUAACAUCAAUACUCAAACCCUUAUUUUUUUUCUGCUUGCAUUCUAAAGAUCUAUCCUCUUAAUGGUUUUGACUCUUAAAAUUAACCUUUUUAACAAAUUACUAAAGUAUUAUUCAACAACUAGUUUAUGCAUUGUGUGUUUAAAAAAAACAGAUGUCUUGUUAAAGUUUCUAAGUUAUACUAAAAGUCUUUGUUUUUACUUUUCAUUCCUCUAACAAUUGUUGUAGCUUGCACCAAAAUGGCAUUCUUGUAUUUCAUUUUAAAAGAUUUGGUUCUAUGUUUUUUAGCAACUUGUUUUAAUCAGUCGAGCUACUACCUAAUUGUUAUAUUGAUUUCAUGAAUAUUUUUGUUUUCAAUCUAGAAUAACCUCCCUUAUGACUUUAUUAUAGAGUAAUCUCCCUUAUUUGGUAGCAUACUUUUACUUGUAUAUCCUGGUAAUUUGACAAAGUGGGAUUCUCACUCAAGUACGAUAUUAGGCUCACCAACAUGUAGUGUAUUUUAUCACUUUGUAACAUCUGGUUCAGCUCAAAUGCCUUUGACAGUCUUAAUAAAUAUUUAUGGAUGACUUCCAUUGUUUAUCUUAAAAUUAACCCUACCCCAUCAAGCAUGCUGUAGGAAAUUAAAUUUUUUGUUUUUCUAAAUUAUGUUGAUAUAGUUUUGUUGGCCAAGGGAAGCUACUUUCAACUCCCAAGAUAACUGAGACAAUGUUUACAUUUAACACAAACACCUUGCAUUUGUUUUCAACACUCUGAGGUACCAACUGAAUAACCAAUUAAUGAUACACGUGAAAAUAAUUCAUUAUUUUUCUCCACGCCUGUAUGUUCCAAGCACAAAAUCAGACAGUCUUACCCAUAUAAUUGUUGUAUCUUGAUUGAGGCGUAUGACCAAAUUCACAUAUGAUUUGAUACUGACUAGCAAAUGGCAUGGUAGUUGAGGACAGCGUCCAAUGCGGUAAUUAGUAUUCUUUUAAUGUUGUUCCCAUGUGAUUUAUACACAUAAUACAUUCAUAAAUUACAAAAAACUGAAUCGCAUAUUUAUUUCUCCUCUUCUUAAAUACAUUCAGUUAUGGCUCAUCACACGGAUUUACAUGUUGUAAACUUUUUUUUUUAUUAUUUCAAUGUUUUGUUUGAGUAUAUAAAUAUAUUUAUAAAUUUCAGUAUGCCCCUGAGUAGGAUGGUUAAUCCUUGCUAUUUAUGUUGCUUCGCUAAAUUUAAAAAAAAAAAAUUUUCGUAUUAUUUUCAAUAUGUGUUUUAAAACAAAUUAUUUUUUAUCAUAACCUUGUAGUUAAAAAGAUUUUUCAUGCACCGGAGAAUUACUAUAUAUGUGACAACAAGAAAAUUUGCAUUUAGUCUUUUGAGUAUGCUAUGUGCUUUUAGUACCAUGAAAGUACGGUGUUACAGAUUGUAUCACAUAAAUUUUAUAUACUUUGUUGGUAAAAAUUAAUUUUCAACAUUACUUUUUACAUUUAAAGGUAAUUUUUUUUUUUCAUAUCAGAGACAUACAUAAAAACUGUUUGUCUUUUUAAAUUGAGGUUUAAUUUGUGAUUUUUUUUUAUAUAUAUAUUUUUUGAAUGGCCAGUUAUUUUUUCAUGAUAUGAGCCAAACUGAAUGUAUGCCACCUUGUACAUGUGUGUCAUAUUGUCCUAAACAUUUGACUACAGUGAGAUUCUAUUGACAGUGGAGUGUGCUGCGUGUUGACUGUGUGUUCACCUCGGAGUGCUGUGUGUAUCUGACCUCCUCUAUUACUGGCUACAUCUUUUGGUUGAGCAUGAAGUGGUUAUAAAGUUUCUGAAUGAAUAAAUUUGA
Messenger RNA from Physella acuta, 6788 nucleotides. RefSeq names its product F-box/WD repeat-containing protein 7-like. The record is from RefSeq and is a predicted model, not a curated record. Gene Ontology annotation, cellular component: nucleus; cytoplasm. Gene Ontology annotation, biological process: ubiquitin recycling; proteasome-mediated ubiquitin-dependent protein catabolic process. Lineage: Eukaryota; Metazoa; Mollusca; Gastropoda; Physidae. Gene Ontology annotation, molecular function: ubiquitin binding.